UCCACUGGUUACCAACGCCCUUAUGUACCACAGAGAUAUCGUCGAGAAGUUUUCUCCGCUCUGCAUUCUCUGUCACAUCCUGGUAUUCGCUCCACUCAAAAGCUGAUAUGGACCAAGUGCUGUGUUGCGUGCCAAAAAGCGAAAAUCCACCGGCACAUAAAAUCACCAAUUGGUUCAUUUUCGCAACCCGAUGCACGAUUUCAGCACGUACACAUCGAUAUCGUCGGACCCCUACCACCUUCGCAGAACUAUUCAUAUUUACUAACUUGCGUAGAUCGUUUUUCGCGAUGGCCUGAAGCCUGGCCCUUAUCUGAUGUAUCAGCAGAAAUGGUCGCCAAAACGCUGAUAUCACAAUGGGUUUUGCGUUUUGGCACACCCGCAACAUUCACCACUGACAGAGGACGUCAGUUUGAUUCCCACCUUUUCACCGAGCUGACUCGUCUCCUUGGGUGUAAACACACCCGCACUACGGCUUACCACCCUGCAGCAAAUGGCAUGGUCGAACGCUUUCACCGCCAACUCAAGGCAUCUAUCAAAGUAGCUCCAGACAGUUCUCACUGGUUGGAACAUCUCCCUCUCAUCCUCCUUGGAAUUCGAUCCACGAUUAAGGAAGAACUGGGAUAUACUCCGGCCGAACUCGUUUAUGGCACAGCACUCACCUUACCUGGGCAGAUGAUCGAACCUGUUUCACAAAACUUUCCUGACCCACAACAAUAUGUGCACCGAUUACGGACAUCCAUGUCGCAGUUAUCACCUUCAGGCCCCAGGCAACAGAACGUCGUUUCACGUGUCCCAAAAGAUAUCAACACUUGGACUCAUGUCUUCGUGAGGAAUGAUGGGAUACCCUCUCAACUUCGACCACCAUAUUCCGGGCCCUACAAGGUCAUCAAAAGAGAACCCAAGUAUUUCGUCCUCAAUAUUGGAGGUAAACGAAAUACGGUCUCGAUUGAUCGUUUGAAAAAAGCUUUCAUCGAGGAGGGCUUACAUUCAGUCCCCUCCUUUCCUUGA
Molecule: messenger RNA, 1008 nt
Organism: Octopus sinensis (East Asian common octopus)
Lineage: Eukaryota; Metazoa; Mollusca; Cephalopoda; Octopoda; Octopodidae
Exons: 2
Coding region: 328-1008 (226 amino acids)
Biological process (GO): DNA integration
Molecular function (GO): nucleic acid binding
Source: RefSeq, a predicted model, not a curated record